Molecule: messenger RNA, 3484 nt
Organism: Rhagoletis pomonella (apple maggot)
Lineage: Eukaryota; Metazoa; Arthropoda; Insecta; Diptera; Tephritidae
Gene: svp
Product: steroid receptor seven-up, isoforms B/C
Exons: 4
Coding region: 904-3315 (803 amino acids)
Biological process (GO): regulation of transcription by RNA polymerase II; anatomical structure development; cell differentiation
Molecular function (GO): zinc ion binding; nuclear receptor activity; RNA polymerase II cis-regulatory region sequence-specific DNA binding
Source: RefSeq, a predicted model, not a curated record
CUGUGUGCACUGAGUUCGUAGUGGCAAUCUGGCUGCUUUGAGUGGUGGAAUGAGAGAUUUGUGUGAUGUGUCGUUAGGUCGAAACGGUCGAGUCGGGUCGGGUCGUGUACCUUUUGCCACGAAUGUUUUGCCAGUCAGGCUCUAAAAGGCCUUACGAAAACAGCUGAGAUUUUGUUGGUCGCAUGACGCGCAUUUUUCCGAACAUCUGAAGUUAUUUUUUAAUACUGCUUGCGUAGAUAUGCCAAGGAGAAAAAUCACUGAAAUUUUACAAAGUGUGUGCAAAUCGUUUGAAAGUUCUCGGUUGCAACGCCCGAACAGAUAUGAAUUAUUGACGAAAGAGUGUUCGAUAAUAAAAUUAAUAAAUUAAAUGAGUUUAGCGAAAUACGCGCGGAGUGCGAUUAAAAUUUACCAGUGUUAAUUAAUUUUGAAUUUAAAUAAGUAUAUUUCGUAUAUUUUUUAGCGCGGCAACGCGAUCGCCAACCAAACGUGUGUGCAAGAAAUUUUCGCUCGAUCAGAAAUUAUGAUAAAGUGAGAAAUAUUGCAUACCAGCAGUGUUUUGAUACGAAAUUUAUAAUACAAAAAAUGAGUACUGGUUGAUGAGAAAAUACAAAGAAUUUUUGCACAAAAAAAAAAAAAGAUUAAGAACUUUUGAGUGCUGCGAUCACUUCUUGUGCAACAUCGCAGCCGAAGAAAAGAAAAACAUAAUUGUAGCAACGAAAGGUGGUAAUCAAACGCGCAAACAACCACUACGCCACGUACAAAAAUACACACAACUAGCUACGGUCUCGUACCGCUUUGUGUCGACGGGAUACCAGCAAAGUGCAUACUUCAUUUCCUUCAUACGCCCCGCAAGCCGCCAAAAUUAUCACCCACAAUUCUUUGAGCGUGUACGGUGGCGGCGUCAUGUGCGCCUCACCGUCCACCGCUCCCGGCUUCUUCAAUCCACGCCCGCAGUCCAGCGCCGAGCUGUCCGCCUUCGAUCUCGGCCUGCCGCGCUCAAUGGCAUUGGGCGUACCGCCACCCUCCGCAUGGCACGAUCCUAAUCUCGGUGGACAUCUGCACGCCUCCGCUGGUCCCGGCUCGUUGCCCGGCGCGGGUGGCAGCUCCGUGGGUACCGGCGGCGGCACAACACCAUCCAGCGUCGCCAGCCAACAGUCGGCGGGCAUCAAGCAGGACCUUUCCGGGCUCGGUGGCGCGGGGGGCCAAUCGAACACACUCAACCAAAGCGGACAUCAUACAAUCAAAGAGGAUCUCUCCAGUCUGACAGCUGCCUCGGCGGCAGCUAGCGCGGCGGCACACCAUGCGGCGGCAGCACAUCAUGCAGCGGCGGCGGCGCAACAGAAUCACGGACAGGAGCUCGGCGUCAUGAUCAAAGGCCAACAAGCGGCGUCUAAUUGCUUGGGCGGCGGCAGUGCGGCGGGCGGUGGAGGAGGUGGUGGUGGCGGCGGCGGCGGUGGCAGUACAACGCCUAGUUCUCAGGCGAAUAGCCUGCAUUCGCAGAGUAGCAACAGCGACUCCAAACAAAAUAUGGACUGCAAGCAGAACAUCGAGUGUGUGGUGUGCGGGGACAAGAGCUCCGGCAAGCACUAUGGACAGUUCACCUGCGAAGGCUGCAAAUCGUUCUUCAAGCGCUCGGUGCGGCGCAACCUAACUUACUCAUGUCGGGGGAGCAGGAAUUGCCCGAUCGAUCAACAUCAUCGCAACCAAUGCCAAUAUUGCCGUUUAAGAAAGUGCCUGAAAAUGGGAAUGCGACGAGAAGCUGUUCAGCGCGGUCGUGUGCCACCCACUCAACCUGGUUUGGCCGGCAUGCACGGUCAGUACCAGCUCGCGAAUGGCGACCCCAUGGCCGUCGCCGGCUUCAACGGUCACUCCUAUCUCAGUUCCUACAUUUCGCUGCUCCUGCGUGCCGAACCCUACCCAACGUCCCGCUACGGUCAGUGCAUGCAGCCGAACAACAUAAUGGGUAUCGACAACAUCUGCGAAUUGGCCGCCCGCUUGCUAUUUUCUGCCGUCGAGUGGGCCAAAAAUAUACCGUUCUUCCCCGAACUGCAAGUGACGGAUCAAGUGGCGCUGCUGCGUCUAGUCUGGUCGGAGUUAUUCGUCUUGAAUGCGAGCCAAUGUUCGAUGCCGCUGCAUGUUGCGCCACUGCUGGCUGCCGCUGGCCUGCACGCCUCGCCGAUGGCGGCGGAUCGCGUGGUUGCGUUCAUGGACCACAUACGUAUCUUCCAGGAGCAGGUGGAAAAACUGAAGGCGCUGCACGUCGACUCAGCGGAAUAUUCCUGUCUCAAGGCGAUCGUGCUCUUCACCACCGGUAAGUUGCUGGACAUCCUCUAUAAGGAUGUGCCGGCGCUGCUAACCAAAGUUUCAGCUCAAGUGUGUGCGUUGGCCUCCUCGGCCAGCACUCACACCAGCGCGAAUUCGGAUAUGCUGUUGGUGGUGCGCGACCAUCUCGACGAUCUAAAUCGUGUCGAAUCAGAGUCGCAGCAACACGCUUCGGCGGCCGCUUUCCACCUGGCCGCCUUCAUGAAGAGUGUUGCUGGUGUGGAAGCGGCCACCCAAAAUGCCUUCCUCGCCUCCGAGCAUGCGGCGCAUACGCCCUCGGCAGCAACGACGACCCCAUCUUCAGAUCAAAACUCCGGAAACACGGGAGCCACCGAACACUGUCAAGUCAGUGAUGAUCACAAGCCAACAUCUCAGCAACUGGCCACCAGUUCAGCGAACGGUCUAGUGCACUCGGCGACCAGUGCUUUCAGCUCAUGUGCGCCCAGUCACAAGACCGCCGCACACCUGACCAGCACUGACGAUUUGUUGGCUGCGCUAUAUGCCAGCGCCAGCGCGGCGCCAACCACCUCCACUACAACCACGUCUACUUCGAAUUCAAGUCACAAUAAUAGUAGUGGUCUGGGCGCUUCCAUAAAUACUCAAUCGCAAAUCGGUUCGUCUCUGUUUAACAGCCUAACCGCUUCGCCAUUGAGUAAUAGCGCAAACCAAACCACUGCCACCGCCGCUGCUGCCUCUUCAGGUACCGCAGGUAGUAAUCAUGGCGGAACAUAUCAAUCGCCGCAUCUUACCUCCGCGCAACAACAAUACAAUUCACAUUCGCAGUCGCAGGCGGCGCAAGAUCAGCAACAGGCCGCGGCAGCAGCCGCCGCCACAGCAGCCAUGUUCUAUCAGACACCGCCGCGCUCUGCCUUCGGUUCGGCCUUUGAUAUGUUCCACCAUAGCACACCGUUCGGUGUGAGUAGUGGCGCUUCGUUCGGUAGUCCCAGCUAUAGAUACUCGCCUUACAGCUUCGGCAGUAGGUGGCAAUUGUAGUUCGAAGUAAGCACCGAGUAGAGGUGCAAACCUAGCGACUUGUUGUUGAGAGUUGGUAGAGCCAGCCGCCUUAGCCAUAGGUCCACAUAGAUAGUGUUUAGUCUAGUCUAGUACUUCUAAGCUGUGCUCGUAGGUUUUAAUACGCAGCCGCGCUUUUGUAAUAAAAAAC